Messenger RNA from Puccinia graminis f. sp. tritici CRL 75-36-700-3, 1361 nucleotides. RefSeq lists its product as uncharacterized. The coding region runs from base 37 to 1083 and encodes 348 amino acids. The transcript is spliced from 3 exons. Gene Ontology annotation, biological process: mRNA splicing, via spliceosome. The record is from RefSeq and is a predicted model, not a curated record. Gene Ontology annotation, cellular component: cytoplasm; nucleoplasm; ASAP complex. NCBI's taxonomy places the organism in Eukaryota, Fungi, Basidiomycota, Pucciniomycetes, Pucciniales, Pucciniaceae. Gene Ontology annotation, molecular function: RNA binding.
AACCUCACAUCGAACCACCAUCAUAUAUCCUUCGACAUGGCUUCACCUCGCGGUCGAUCGGCCUCCCCCAAACCACUCAGAACCGAAAACUUGAGCUCGAAGACUGACGUUCAAGAUCCACCCAAUGGACUCAAGAAAUCCAAAGCUAGUCCACGCUCAAGGUCCCCAUCUGGCUCCAGACGAAGCAGUCGUGCAGCUAGUGUCAAAUCCCGACGUUCCGAUUCGCGCUCCAUGAGUCUAUCGCGAUCCAGCUCAGACAGUCGUUCCCGAUCACGGUCAUACUCCAGCUCUCGCUCCCGAUCCCCCCGCCGAAAACGUGGCAGAUCUUACUCCGGCCCCGGAUCUCGUUCUCGCUCUCGCUCUCGUUCGCGUUCUGCAUCAUACUCUUCUUACUCCUCAAGGAGCGAUUCUCGAGAUUCGGCUGAACGCACCGGUAGUGGAUCUAAAGUCAUCGAAGUAUCUAAACUUACAAAAAACGUCACCGCCGAACAUGUUCGAGAAAUCUUUAAGGUAUAUGGUACUAUCAGAGAGGUCGAUUUGCCAAUUGUCAGACGAAUCGGAUCACAUCGUGGUACGGCUAUUGUGACAUAUGAUACCGACAAAGCAGCACAGAAAGCUGUCAGCCACAUGAAUCGAGGCCAACUGGAUGGCUCGCUCAUAUCCGUCCAAAUUUAUCGAUCACCCUCUCCUCCACGAGGACCGGCAGCUUUACGCCGUGGUAGCACUACCUAUCGAGGCACUUCCGGCAACGGGAACCGCUACGCCGCCCCUCGCGGCCCCAACAUACCCCGCCGCAAUGCCAGUCCUCCACGUCGAUCAUUUGGGGGGAGAAGUCGCAGCCCUCCUCGACGAAGCUUUGCUGAUAGUCGCACCGCUGGUCGCCCUAACCGAUCACGAACCCCACCUUACCGUCGCAAACGAUCUCUCAGCCGAAGCCCUAGUCGCAGCUCCCGGCGUGGCGUCAGACGACCCAGUCCCCAAUAUGGAGGUCGAAGCUCUCGUAGAAAUCGUUCUUAUUCUAGAAGUGAUUCUUCAAGCUACACCCGAUCUAGUGUUUCUAGAUCACGAAGUCCACGCAAAUAAUCUUGUGCAUUUCCCAGAGGCAAUAUAAUCAAUAAAAUAACAAUAUAUGUGACAAACCUUUGUAAAUCUUCAUCUUUUGCGUUUACUUCUGCACAUUAUACCAGAGAGGUGGUUGCCAUUUCUAUCACGAGCUUUUUCAACAAUCAUGAAUUUGAUCAAAUUCGUGAAACAGACAUGAGCUAAAAAGUCAUUGUUAGCUUGAUGUUGGAUGUGGGAUAUGACAACAUAUCACCUAGUGAGGUCUCUUGGUGAACGUCUUCAAUAUCAGUUGUUUGAAG